This is a messenger RNA of Lizanozyma spartinae, 1395 nucleotides long. It is a transcript of the gene BNA5, whose product is annotated as kynureninase. Gene Ontology annotation, molecular function: kynureninase activity; pyridoxal phosphate binding. The transcript has a single exon. Gene Ontology annotation, cellular component: cytoplasm. The record is from RefSeq and is a predicted model, not a curated record. NCBI's taxonomy places the organism in Eukaryota, Fungi, Ascomycota, Pichiomycetes, Serinales, Debaryomycetaceae. Bases 1 to 1395 code for a protein of 464 amino acids. Gene Ontology annotation, biological process: NAD+ biosynthetic process.
AUGACACUUGCCAAAGCUCAGGAAUUGGAUACCCAGUUUCCAACAUAUCGUGAAGAAUUUGAAAUCCCCACGUUUGGUUCUUUAGGGAUUACAUCUCCAGAAGGAAAAGCUUCCACAGAUCAGUCAACAUAUUUAUGUGGCAAUUCACUUGGAUUAUUGCCUAAGUCUACAAGGAAGUAUCUUCAGGAUGAAUUGAACGCUUGGGGUGCUAGAGGUGUAGAGUCUCAUUUCAAUCACCCAUUCAAUGAUGAAGAUCACACACCGUGGGUUGAUAUUGAUUUACCUUUGCUACCAUUAUUUGCACCAAUUGUAGGAGCCAAAGAAUCAGAGAUUGCCAUCAUGGGAUCAUUAACUGCAAAUUUGAAUGCUUUGUUGAUUCAUUUUUAUAAACCUAAAGGUACCAGGUCCAAAAUUCUUUUCGAAAAGGGUGCUUUCCCCUCUGAUUUUUAUGCAUUAUUGAACUUAGUUGAAAUGAACGGAUUUGAUAGCUCUAGUUUGAUACAAUUGUCACCAAAAGCUGGUUCGACCUAUUUGGAGAUGGAUGAUAUCUUUGAAGCUAUUCAAAAUCAUGCAGACGAAUUGGCUAUGGUGAUGUUCCCAGGUAUUCAAUACUAUACGGGGCAACUCUUUGAUAUUCCUGCUAUCACCCGCUUUGUGAAGAAUUUAAGUUCAGAUAUUAUUGUUGGUUGGGAUUUGGCUCAUGCUGUGGGUAAUGUACCUCUUCAAUUGCAUGAGUGGAAUGUGGAUUUUGCGGCCUGGUGUAACUACAAAUACGUUAAUAGCGGUCCUGGUGCUAUUGCAGGUAUAUUUGUUCAUGAAAAAUAUACUUUAGAUAAUGAUCAUUCGAAAUACGUUCCUAGAUUAGCAGGAUGGUGGGGAAACAAUUCUCAAGAUAGAUUUAAAAUGUUGGAGAAGUUUGAUCCCAUAAAAUCUGCUCUUAGUUACCGUCAAUCUAAUCCAAGUGUAUUGGAUUGCGUUUGCGUGAGGUCAAGUUUGAAACUCUUUGCCAAAGCCGGUGGAAUUAACACUCUUCGUCUUAAGUCGAUUGAGUUGACUAGCUUUUUACAAGAACUUUUAACCAAAUCUCCAUACUAUAUUGACCAGGAAUCGACUGAUAAAUCGCGUCUUGGGUUCCAGAUUCUUACUCCAUUAGUACCAGAACAAAGAGGUGCUCAAUUAUCAUUACUUUUCGUCCCUCAUAAUGAUGAGCCCUCUAAAAACGUGAUGGAAAAGGUAUUUGGUUACUUACAUUCUCAUGGCGUCAUCUGUGAUGAGAGACGUCCAGAUGUUAUCAGAUUAGCACCCACUCCAUUGUACAACACUUUCACUGAAGUUUGGCAAGCAGUUGAAUUGGUUGAUAAUGCUCUUGGCUUAAUUAAAAAAGGAAAUUUAUAG